AUGUCAAUCACGCAAGAAACACUUCAUCUCAUUGUCAAUCCCGUAUCAGGACAUGGUAAAGGUGCUGAGUUCGCUGAUCAAACAAUCGUUCCUAUCCUCAAACAUCUCUCAAUACCUCAUCGGAUCUACACGACCACCUCACCGGGAGAUGCGGGGGAUAUCGGUGACAAGAUACUUUCUUCUCAAACUGUGGAGGGAGGUACUUUGAAAGUAGGUAUUGUAGGCGGAGAUGGCACGUUUCAUGAGUUCAUGGAAGGUGAAGGCGUUAGUGAUGGCCGAGUGAGAUGGGAUGUAAUCUUAUUCCCACUUGGUACAGCAAAUGCCUUGUACUCAUCACUUUUUCCGCCUUCUUCGACCUCCUCAUCCCUCCAAUCCUACAAAUCCCUAAUUGACUCUCUACCUUCCCCUCCUCACUCUGAAGGAACCCUCUACAAUCUCUUGUCGCUCUUCUCCUUCCUCACCAAGACAACUCCAGUAUACCUACCUAUCACUCAAACGACACUGUCUUCACCAGCUGGUGCUGUUGAGGAACUUCGCUCUCAUGUCGUAUUAUCAACCUCUUUACACGCAGCUAUACUAGAAGAUUCAGAGAGACUACGGGAGGGUCAUCCAGGAACAGAGAGAUUCAAAAUUGCAGCUCAACAAAAUGCUUCAAAGUUAUUCUAUGCCAGUGUCACCUUACAAUCGCGAUCCAACGUAGAGGUCGAACAGUGGGAUCCAAGAAAGGGAGAUUGGGUUUUACCAUAUACCAUCAAGAACACCAGUCAACCAUCACAAACAGAAUCUACGAUUGGAGGUCCAUUCUCGUACUUUCUGACUACCUCUACGGUAGAUAGGCUAGAGCCUCAAUUCGUCAUUUCACCUUUAACCACUUUAAAUCAAGAUCAAAACCAAGGCUAUAUAUACAUCACGAUCAUUCGACCUUCCAGAGAUCGUUUCAUCUCCCAAGCUAAACCCGAAGAGAGGAAGGAUAAAUUGACGAAGAGGGCUUUCGAAGUAGUCGGCCAAGCUUACUCAAGUGGAAAUCAUGUGAAUCUUACUCUUCCCUUGGAAGACGAAGUGAAAAGUUUCGAAUUGGAGAAUAAAGGUAAAGGCGAACCUGUUGUAGAAGUAUUCAGAUGUGCUUCUUUUCAAUGGAUACCCUCAGGUGAUAAAGGGAAGGUAGAGGGGCUGGAAAAUGGGAAUGAAAGGCUGGUAUGUGCUGAUGGAGCUUUACAUACUAUUCCCCAAGGUGGAUUGGCCAAGAUCAAGGUGCAAGAUAAGAAAGAUGGGAAAGGUUUCUAUGUGUUUGCGUAA
Molecule: messenger RNA, 1296 nt
Organism: Kwoniella botswanensis
Lineage: Eukaryota; Fungi; Basidiomycota; Tremellomycetes; Tremellales; Cryptococcaceae
Exons: 3
Coding region: 1-1296 (431 amino acids)
Biological process (GO): phosphorylation; sphingosine biosynthetic process
Cellular component (GO): cytoplasm; intracellular membrane-bounded organelle; membrane
Source: RefSeq, a predicted model, not a curated record